CGCUCGGUCUCUUGCGAGGAGCUCCGGUGACAUAUACUACCCCGUGUCCGUGUGUGCGUGCGCGUCCACUUCUCCAAGAACUCACUCGUGUAGUGUAGUCGAGCCACGAUCACCAUGCCCUCGCCUGGUGGCUUCAGUCGGCGUAGCGGCGACAGUUUCCUGCUGCCCCGGCCGCCGCCGGUGACGGACGUGGGCUGCGGGUGCCGCACGCCGAGGCUUCUCAGUUCCAUCUACUCGUCGCUCAUGUCCCGGGCGCGCGGAGGGGGAGGCCGUGGCACCAAGCCCAAGUCGCCGCACGCGUCGUCCUCGUCCACCGCCACCGCCUUCACCUCCAGCACCGCGGGCGCCACCACCGCCACCACGGCGUCGUCCCUGGACGACUCGUGGGGCCUCGCGACCUACGCCACCAACAUGCUCUACGAGGACGACCCGGAGGCGAGGCGCCAGAAGCAGAGGACCAAGACGAGGACGAGGAGGCGCAGGAGGCAGAGGAACCACGGUAGCGGCAGAAGGCCGGAGAGGGGCGUGGCGAUGAUGGCGCGCGGGGAGGAGGUGGAGGAGGAGGAGGCUGCGGUGGCGGUGGAGGUGGAGUCGGCGACGCCGUACGAGGACUUCCGGGAGUCCAUGGUGGCCAUGGUGGUGGAGAAGGAGAUGUACGCGUGGGAGGACCUCAACGCGCUCCUCCACGGCUUCCUCUCGCUCAACUCGCCGCGCAACCACCCGCUCAUCCUCCACGCCUUCGCCGACCUCUGGGCGCCGCGCGGCGGCCUCUUCUGCCCUCCGUCACCGUGCCUAGGCCUCUAGAGUGGAGGCUGCGCGCCGUCAUGCGCCACCUAGCUAGCUAUACUCCAUUAGCGCCGUAAAUCUAGCUUAGGCUCUCGAUGGGUCAUACUACUGUAUUACGUACUAUCUUGUACUGUAGUUAUCGUCGUCGUCCUCGUCGUUGUUGUACGUGCUACUCUGCUACUACUCCGUAGUCCUCUAGAGCUAAUGCUCAACGGACUGCGUAUUAAUCUUUGUGUAAUGAUGAUGCGUGCGUGCGUACGCAAGACAAAAUAAAGUAUGCCAUACGAUGGCACGU
Triticum dicoccoides is the source of this 1081-nucleotide messenger RNA. Its product is annotated as transcription repressor OFP8-like. The coding region runs from base 115 to 804 and encodes 229 amino acids. Gene Ontology annotation, biological process: negative regulation of DNA-templated transcription. NCBI's taxonomy places the organism in Eukaryota, Viridiplantae, Streptophyta, Magnoliopsida, Poales, Poaceae. The transcript has a single exon. The record is from RefSeq and is a predicted model, not a curated record.